Molecule: messenger RNA, 3045 nt
Organism: Monodelphis domestica (gray short-tailed opossum)
Lineage: Eukaryota; Metazoa; Chordata; Mammalia; Didelphimorphia; Didelphidae
Source: RefSeq, a predicted model, not a curated record
GGGUGGCAUUUUGGGGUCAAAUUUAUAGCCCUUGGGGCAUAAUUCCAAAUUGUUCUCCAAAAUAAUUGUAAUGAUUCACAACUCCAACAGUGUAUUGAUGUCUCAGUUUUCCCACGUCCCUUCUAACAUAUAUCAUUUUUCCUUUCUCUCAUAACUCAGACAUUCUUCAAGAACAAGAAGCAAUUCUGAUGCAUCUUAUGUUUCUCUCCUAGUGUCACUUUGGGGAUAACAUUUUCUUAUCUGUAAAAUGAGCAGGAGAAGGAAAUAUAAAGAAAAAAUGUUAUACAUUUCUUAUUUUGGAGGCAGCUGGGUAGCUCAGUGGAUUGAAAGCCAAGCCUAAAGAUAGAAGGUCAUAGGUUCACAUCUGGCCUUAGAUGCUUCUUAGCUGUAUGAUGCUGGGAAAGUCACUUAACCUCCAUUGCCUAGCCAAUACCAAUCUUCUGUCUUGGGAACCAAUACACAAUAUUGAUUCUAAGAUGGAAGAUAAGGAUUAAAAAAAAUAAAUUACUAAUGUCAAAUUAUUAAUAAAUUUCAUGGAUCUAAACCUCAGUAUUUAUAGAGGCAAUGAUUAUCCAUUGAAUGAAGGGAUAGCAAUUCUUUUCCCAACUAGAAGAUGUUAAAAUAUAUCUUCCAUGAUUUAUGAGUGGCAUUGCUAUUUCUGCAUGUUGUUGGAAAUACAGAAAAUAACUUGCCAAUAAAGUAAGAAUUCCAUUCAUCUCACAGUUAUUUAUUUACUUGUUCACUGGGUACUAACUAGCACUAUGCUUUACUGUCACUUCAUUAGUUUUGUCUUCAACGAAUUUUUUUAAAGACUCCAGAAGGCUGAGAAAUAGGAGAGAAAGUGAUCUGAACUGGAGGGAAAACUCUGGCUUCUAUCUGGUGAUCUAUCUAUAUCUUCACACAUAUAUACAUACAUUUAUGCAUUCACAUAUGAACACCUACAUAUAUAAAUUCAUAGAUAUAUGUGUCACAAUAUGUAUGUGAGUGUAUAUAUAUAUAUAUAUAUGUAUGCAAGAAUAUGAAGGAUGACCGUCUAGCCCAAUAAGAAGGAGAAGUAACCUUAUCUCUUGAUUUUCCUUUACUCAUACAUAAAAGAAAGGAUUGAAUUAGUACUCUAAGAUCCCUUCCAUGUACAAAACUCUCUGACUUAGGUGAACAUAAAUAUGAAAACUAGUUUGUAUUACAUACAUGUGUAGCAAACAGCUAUUUCUAAUGUCUAUAACAGCUAUAUGAAUCAUGAACAUUCCCAGAGGGAUUUAAGAAUAUCUUUAUCUUUCUUCAAAAUCUAUGCAAUGCCUAUGUUGUGUUCUUAGCCAAAGGUUGUUCAAAUUUCACCUUCUGUUCCUAGUUAGAAACAGUAAGAGGAGGAAAACAGUCAUAAAGCAGUAACUAUAUAAGAGAUUUCAGAGGGCAUUUUGUCCAAUAACUUUAUAUAUAUAUAUAUAUGUAUGUAUGAGUUCUUAUUCCAUAAUUCCUAAUCAUAGUAUCAUCCAUCCCUGGCUAGAACACUGUAAGUAAAGGGUAAUUUACAACCUCAUAACCCAGUCUACUCUAAUAUCAAAUAGGAUUAAAACAACUUUUUGUAAGUUAAGUCUUAGCUUCUGCUCUUAGAAAAAUACAUAAAAAGUCUCCGCCCUAACAUUGUCUUUUGAGGAUGAGAAGAUAUUAGUGACCUAAAUAGCAGUUUUUCUUAUUUAUUUGCUUUUUUCAUUUCAGGGAAUGCCAUCUCUCAUUCCAAUUGUAGUUCUUUUCUAAGUCACAGAUGUCUACUCUCAACAUCACUGAGGACGAAAUUUCUACCUUUUUCCUCACUGGAAUCCCAGGAAUGGAGCAUGUGCACAUUUGGAUAUCCAUACCCAUCUGCCUUAUAUACAUCAUUGCUGCUCUUGGCAAUUCUACCAUCCUCAUCCUCAUCAAGACAGAACCUUCUCUCCAUGAACCCAUGUACUAUUUUCUCUCCAUGUUGGCUUUUUCUGAUCUUUGCCUAUCUUUCUCUUCCUUGCCAACUAUGCUGAGAAUCUUCCUGUUCAAUGCUACAGGUAUCUCCACUGAUGCUUGCAUUGCCCAGGAGUUCUUCAUUCACACAUUCACUGCCAUGGAAUCCUCUGUGCUUGUAAUCAUGUCUUUUGAUCGUUUUAUAGCCAUUCGCAACCCACUAAGAUAUAGCUCCAUUCUCACAAGUGUCAGAGUUGUGCAAAUUGGGUUAAUCUUUGCUAUUCGAUGUUUCAUAUUCAUACUCCCAUUCCCCAUCACCUUAAGAAAGUUAAGAUAUUGCAAGGGGAAUCACCUUUCUUAUUCCUACUGUCUCCAUCAGGACAUAAUGAGACUUGCCUGCUCUGAUAACAGGAUUAAUGUUAUUUAUGGCUUCUUUAUUGCUAUCCUAAGUAUGUUGGACUUUUCAGUUAUUGUAAUGUCUUAUGUGCUGAUUUUGAAGACAGUUUUGGGUAUUGCCUCCCAUCAGGAGCGUUUGAAGGCACUCAACACCUGUGUGUCCCAUUUCUGUGCUGUGCUCAUCUUCUACAUGCCAAUCAUAAGUCUGUCCAUUGUCCAUCGCUUUGCCAAACAUGGCUCCCCAAUCAUUAGGAUUCUCAUUGCUGAUAUAUUUUUGCUAGUUCCUCCACUGAUGAAUCCCAUUGUUUACUGUGUGAAGACCAGGCAGAUCCGGGAGAGGGUUCUAGGGAAGUUAGGACUAAAGAAGACCUAGUGAAGAUGCCAGUCAUUCCUGUUAGAAUCUCUCUUUAUGCUAUACUCACAAAAAAUUAUUUAAAUGCUUUUCAAUAUGUGUAUAUUGGGGCAACACACCAAGACUAAUCUCUUAUCUAGCAAGGAGAAAUCCUCUAAAACAUAAUACCGAAACAAGAACUUUCUGAAAACAGAUUUCUGAAUUCUGGAAUAUUGAAUUUUCUCCCUGACCUCUUCUGUUUUGUAUAAAAUUUCAUUGGUUCUAUUUUGUAUAUAUCAUCUUUGUAUUAUCUUUGCCUUUAUUUCUUCUGAAUAAGGUUUGAGGAGUUGAAGAUGACUCAACUGUUGUGAAUGUGAGUAAUU